This is a messenger RNA of Syngnathoides biaculeatus (alligator pipefish), 768 nucleotides long. Its product is annotated as C2 calcium-dependent domain-containing protein 4C-like. The transcript has a single exon. NCBI's taxonomy places the organism in Eukaryota, Metazoa, Chordata, Actinopteri, Syngnathiformes, Syngnathidae. The annotation marks the transcript as partial. The record is from RefSeq and is a predicted model, not a curated record.
UGCGCCUCGGCCAUUUUCCCACAGACGGACUCUUUCGGAACUCAAGUUGUGGAAAUUUUUGACUUCCUGUUUUUAGCAGCUCCUUCCUCUCUAUUCCGCUGCAGUAAAAGACUUUGUAUCAAGCCGGCCGCGUUUACUCUUAUUUUCAACGCUUGCAGUUUAGCGUCAAGUGAUGCGCGGCAGGUGCGUGCGUCCUGCCCCCAAGAUGCCCCGCCCACGUCGUCAACCGUAACGACGGACGGCAGCCGGCCGACCGGCGUCCGGAGGAACUUCUUCAGCCGGGUCCGACCGAGUGGUCAAGAUCGGUUUCUGACGGCCGUCACGUCUGCGCUGAAGUCUGGGUCAUCUCUGCGGACUUUGCUGGUGACUCCGGAACAAAUCCCCGAGUUUUUCAUCCCGCCCAGCAGUCCGCGCCGCUGGACCUCGGCGGGCAGGAGCGGGCCUCUCGCCGCCCGGGACGACGACGACGACGACGGACACCGCAGUCCGGCAGGUCGGCCGCCGCCCGGGACCCCGCCCCGCCGCUCGGCGACCGUGCCGGACUCUGACUCGAACCGUGACCGUGAUGUGACGACCCGCGCGGCCUUGUCGUUGCCGCACGUGGCCAAGGUCGCGACGCCCUACGGCUUUCGUGCGGUCCUCGCAUGGAGUCCCCGCACGCGGCGCAGAGAGUCGCUGUUUCACCGAAAAGCCGACGACCCGCGGCGAUGCCUUCCUGAUGAACCACUUUUAACUUCCUGUUUCUAAUAAAUAGUUUUUAAAAAAUGA